AGGGGCGUACAGCCUUCUUGCAAAACCACCAAAACGCCUCGAAAUUCGAAGAUAACGAACGCAUCCACCUGCUCGGAUACGCGACUAAUGGAGGCGCUGCGGGUAUGGAGGGCUUCCUUCAAUCUCCUCGGCUUCGCGGCCUCCCGCGCCGCCGCCGCCUCGGCCGGGAGGGCCCACCGUUUCCACAUCCGCUGCUGCUCCCCGGCCGCUGCCGCCACCACGAAGCCGCCGCAGGACCGGCGCCGCCGCAGCGCCUCCUCAUCCUCCACCUCCGACCGCGACUCUAUCCGCGCCAUUCGCCUAAAAAAGGUCGAGGAGCUAAGAGGGAAGGGUUACGAACCGUACGCGUACAAGUGGGACAGGACUCACACGACCAAGGAGCUUCAGGAGAGGUACACCCAUCUCGAGAAUGGUGAAGUCUGCACCGAGGCGUCGGUUUCCAUUGCUGGUAGGAUCGUUGCCCGAAGAGCAUUUGGAAAGCUUGUUUUCAUGACCAUAAGAGACGACUCCGGAACUAUUCAGCUUUACUGUGAGAAAGACAGCCUUACGGAGGAGCAGUUUGAGCAACUGAAGGCAUUUAUUGAUGUUGGCGAUAUCUUAGGUGCAAGUGGGUCCAUAAAGAAGACAGAAAAAGGGGAACUAUCUGUUUAUGUCAGCUUUUUCGAAAUCCUUACAAAAUCCUUACUCCCGCUACCAGAUAAGUAUCAUGGCUUGACAGAUGUGGACAAGCGGUAUCGCCAAAGGUACAUUGACAUGAUUGCAAAUCCUGAGGUUGCUGAUGUGUUUCGAACAAGAGCGAAGGUUGUUUCUGAAAUCCGCAAAACAAUGGAAUCAUUUGGGUUCAUUGAAGUUGAAACGCCAGUUCUACAGGGAGAAGCAGGUGGUGCUGAAGCAAGACCUUUUAUAACUCACCAUAACUCCCUCCAAAGGGAUCUUUACUUGAGGAUUGCAACGGAGCUACAUUUGAAAAGAAUGCUGGUUGGAGGGCUCGAGAAAGUUUAUGAGAUUGGGAGAAUAUUCCGAAAUGAAGGCAUCUCUACUCGUCAUAAUCCUGAAUUUACCACCAUUGAAAUGUAUGAAGCAUAUUCAGACUAUGAAAGCAUGAUGAAUUUGGCUGAAGAAAUUGUAACUCGAUGUGCUAUGGCUACGACUGGAAAGCUUAAGAUUGAUUACCAGGGAACUGAAAUCUCUCUGGAAAGACCAUGGAGAAGGGAAACCAUGCAUCGUCUUGUCGAAGAAGCAACAGGAGUAGACUUCAAUAGCUUUGGAGAUGUUGAAUCUGCUAAAAAUGCUGCAAAAGGGCUGCUGGGGUUCAAAACAGAGAGCAGUGAGAAUACUUCAUUGCAAGCUUGUUCAUCUGUUGGACAUGUUCUCAACGAGGUCUUUGAGACUGUUGUUGAAUCAACUCUUGUUCAACCAACGUUUGUUCUUGACUACCCAGUUGAGAUAUCACCAUUAGCGAAACCACAUCGGAGGUAUGCUGGUCUUACUGAACGAUUUGAACUUUUUGUAUGUGGCCGUGAAAUUGGAAAUGCAUUUUCUGAGCUCACAGACCCAAUUGAUCAGAGGAGUCGUUUUGAAAAUCAAAUAAAGCAGCACAAUGCUAAACGUGCUGCGAUGGAUAAGGUCAAAUUGGACGAGAGUAAGGGGGAUGAUGAGUAUUCCUAUGAAGUUUCCUUGGAUGAAGACUUCUUGACUUCUCUGGAAUAUGGAAUGCCACCUGCUUCCGGAAUGGGCCUUGGUAUCGACCGGUUAGUGAUGCUUUUGACAAACUCUGCCAGCAUAAGGGACGUUAUCGCCUUUCCAGUUCUGAAGCUUCAGCAAUAGGACCUUUGCUCAACGUAAGGAGAGAUGCAAUUUUGACAAUGCCGAGCCGAGAAGAGAUUCGGCGCAUCCUGUGUCUUAUGUUGAAGCAGUUUUGUUGUGUCUGACCAAUAUUUCGACUGGUAGAUCUUGUGUGCAAUUAUAUACUGCUCAUUACUUCAUUGGUAAAUGGAUGGGGAGGAGGGUCGAGAGUGUUACGCGAAAUAGUCACUAGGUGCCGACGCUGGAAUAAAAAAUCGGUUCACAUAUUUAUGGUUUCCUACAAGUACUCUUAGGUUGGAAUGCUACGAAUGUAAACGAUACCUCUUCAAUUUUUGUUAAAACCA
Aegilops tauschii subsp. strangulata is the source of this 2150-nucleotide messenger RNA. RefSeq names its product lysine--tRNA ligase, chloroplastic/mitochondrial. The record is from RefSeq and is a predicted model, not a curated record. Gene Ontology annotation, biological process: lysyl-tRNA aminoacylation. Gene Ontology annotation, molecular function: lysine-tRNA ligase activity; ATP binding; tRNA binding. Lineage: Eukaryota; Viridiplantae; Streptophyta; Magnoliopsida; Poales; Poaceae. Gene Ontology annotation, cellular component: cytoplasm; mitochondrion; cytosol.